This is a messenger RNA of Owenia fusiformis, 1529 nucleotides long. The record is from the annotation of a GenBank genome assembly. NCBI's taxonomy places the organism in Eukaryota, Metazoa, Annelida, Polychaeta, Sabellida, Oweniidae.
CAAAAUUCACAUCUCUUUAUCCAUCACUUUCUCUCUUAUUCACUCAAUAAAUGUAUUUACCUGCCAUUUAAGUAAGUAGCAGUAAACAUUUUAACAUUUUAAUAUUGAAGAAAACUCAACAAAAAUUAUAGAAUUUCAUUAUAUUUUUAAUAAAAUGAAGCAAUUAAGAACAAAGAAUGUAUACUCAAUUUUUAUUUUAAGUUUAAAAUUGGAAAUAAUGCACAGGUAAGAAUUGCCUCUAUGGGCACUAGUGGACAAUAUAUCUCAGGACAAUAUAUCCCAGGACAAUAUUCGCAGGACAAUAUAUCUCCAGACAAUAUAUCUCCAGACAAUAUAUCUCAGGACAAUACAUCUCUGGACAAUAUAUCUCAGGACAAUAUAUCCCAGGAAAAUAUUAUCAGGACAAUAUAUCUUGGGACAAUAUAUCUCAGGAUAAUAUAUCUUGGGACAAUAUAUCUCAGGGAGACAAUAUAUCUCAGGACAAUAUGUUUCAGGACAAUAUAUCUCAGGACAAUAUAUCCCAGGACAGCAUAUUUCAGGAAAGUAUAUCCCAGGAAAAUAUAUCCUAGGACGAUAUAUCUCAGGACAAUAUUUCUCAGGACAAUACAUCUCUGGACAAUAUAUCUUGGGACAAUAUAUCUUAGGAAAUAUAUAUCUGGACAGUAUUCUCAGGACAAUAUAUCUCAGGACAAUAUAUCUCCAGACAAUAUAUCUCGGGACAAUAUAUCCCUUGACAAUUUAUCUCGGGAUAAUAUAUCUAGGGACUAUAUAUCUCUCAGUACAAUAUAUCUCUGGACAAUAUAUCUUGGGACAAUAUAUCUCAGGACAAUAUAUCUCCGAACAAUGUAUCUCAGGACAAUAUAUUUCAGGACAAUAUAUCUCUCGGCAAUGUAUCCCAGGACAAUAUAUUUCAGGACAAUAUAUCCCAGGACAAUAUAUCUCUGUACAAUGUAUCUCAGGACAAUAUAUUUCAGAACAAUAUAUGAUAUAUCCCAGGAAAACAUUUUUCAGGACAAUAUAUCCCAGGACAACAUAUUUCAGGACAAUAUAUCCCAGGACAAUGUAUCUCAGGACAACAUAUUUAAGUACAAUAUAUCCCAGGACGAUAGAUCCCAGGAUAAUAUAUCUUAGGACAAUAUAAAGAGACAAUAUAUCUCAAGACAAUAUACAAAAUAUUUUCAGGACAACCCACACAAAAUAUUUCAGGACAAUAUAUCUCGGGACAAUAUUUCUCUGAACAUUACAUCUCUAGGCAAUAUAUAUUCAGGACAAUGUAUCCCAGGACAAUAUGUUUCAGGACAAUAUUUCUCAUCCUCGGGACAAUAUAUCCCAGGACAACAUUUUUCAGGACAACAUAUCCCAGGAUCCCAUAUUUCAGGACAAUAUUUCUCAUCCUCAGGACAAUAUAUCCCAGGUGUUAUUCCCUUUGUUUCCUCUCUUGUGCAACAUAUGUAGACCUCUAGAUCCUACUCCUUAAUAUUUUUAACAAUAUGUUCAUUACUAUUAUUUUUUCCAUUGUUAUCUGAAGC